AUGCAAUAUGGAAGACUAAGAACAUUGGAUGGGCAUUAUAUUAGCAGUCAUUGGAUAAAAAAAAAGAAUAAGAUCACAAGAAAUAAUUAUUGUGUUCAGAUAAGACGUACAAUAGAUAAAGUUUCUCAUAGACCAAAUGCACUUCCUCAACUCAUAAUUGUAGAUAUUUAUGGGAUAGUAGAUUAUUUUUUUGUACAUAAAUUUAAUGAUAAAAUUCACAUGCUCGCUUAUGUACAAUUAACAUCAAAAAUAAUAGAUGAUGAAUAUGAAUGUAAAUAUUUUACUCAAUUUAAAUCAAAAGAAUUUAUUGAUGUAAGGUGUGUAGACCAUUGCGUAGGAUUUGCAAAAAUAGAUAACAAGUAUUUUACAAUUGAUAAAGAAAAUGCAUUUGAUGAUGCUAAUUGGGAAAAUCUUGAAUAA
Molecule: messenger RNA, 420 nt
Organism: Rhizophagus irregularis DAOM 181602=DAOM 197198
Lineage: Eukaryota; Fungi; Glomeromycota; Glomeromycetes; Glomerales; Glomeraceae
Source: RefSeq, a predicted model, not a curated record